Molecule: messenger RNA, 3735 nt
Organism: Talpa occidentalis (Iberian mole)
Lineage: Eukaryota; Metazoa; Chordata; Mammalia; Eulipotyphla; Talpidae
Gene: SLC31A2
Product: solute carrier family 31 member 2
Exons: 4
Coding region: 79-510 (143 amino acids)
Biological process (GO): copper ion transmembrane transport
Cellular component (GO): membrane
Molecular function (GO): copper ion transmembrane transporter activity
Source: RefSeq, a predicted model, not a curated record
CGGCGGCGGCGGGGCGGACUCCGAGCCCGGAGCCCUGAGCGAGCGGACGCGACUUGGGAUCCCGCCCCAGCGCUGGCCAUGGCGAUGCAUUUCAUCUUCUCAGAUGAGGUGGUGCUUCUGUUUGAUUUCUGGAGUGUCCACAGUCCUGCAGGCAUUGCCCUCUCCGUGUUGGUCAUCCUGCUCCUGGCUGUGUUGUAUGAAGGGAUCAAGGUCGGUAAAGCCAAGCUGCUGCGUCAGACUCUGGUGAGCAUGUCCACGUCUGCCAGCCCCCAGGUCAUCCAUGAGUCGCAACAGGAUCUUGUGGCCUCAGACUCAGCCUCAGCUAGUGGCACCCGCCUCAGGUGGUUUUUGUGUCACUUUGGCCAGUCGCUGAUCCAUGUCGCUCAGGUGGUCAUCAGCUACUUCAUUAUGUUGGCUGUUAUGACUUACAACACCUGGAUUUUCUUCGGCGUGGUCCUGGGCUCAGCUGUGGGUUACUACCUAGCCUACCCAUUUCUCGGUACAGAUUAGCUGGUGAGGGCUGUGCAGGCAUCGAGGGCUGGAGAGGCUGGAUCCUCCUCUUCCAGAUGUUGUACUUCCAGCCCGUCUCCUUGUCCGAUGGCUGUUCGUCACUGCGCUCCCAGCUCCUGGAAACUUUCAGCCGAAGCUGUCGCUUGUUCCCUAGAGUUCAGAGGCCACUGCAGCUGCCUCUCCUCAGCCUCCUUAAGGCUGCUGAGACCAGAGGGAGGAUGAAGAGAACGGAACAUGGGGGGACAGGGUUGCUGAGUCUACGAUGACUAUCUGCAAUUCAAAAUUUAGAAUUUCCAAAGAUUUUCAAGACAGAUGAAUUCUGGGUGAUGAAGAGUAUGGAACCUGGAAUCCUCUGCUCUCAUUUGUGCCUUAUUUAGAGGAGCCUCUUCCACUGGACUUCCAGACCUCUGGUCUUUGUGGGACAGAGGCCAAGCUGGCUCCUUUUCCAUCGCCCUUCUGUCUUGGAACACAGGAAGAUGACCUCUUCUGUGGGUCAUGUUGCCAAACUAAGAUUUUUCACUUUCCCCAUUGAACUCCUGGUUGGCAGUUUUGCACAUUACUACUAAAUUUUUAACUAAAUGAUUUCAUUUUACUCAUGAGGGAUGGCGGCAACUGCUGGGGCCUCUUUCCCUUUGUUGGUGGAAAAGUGAGAGUCAGGACAGAGGAGCAGUUUGCAGCUCCUGACUGUCCCUCUGGAGACUGAGUGCUUCCCAUCGGGCUCCACAGUCUGCAGGAGAGGCCUGUGCCUUCUGGUGUGUGGGGAGCGCUUCACGGCCUUAACACCCUCUCAGAACAGAGAACUGCACUGAAUAUUCUACACUCAGCGCCUGCUUUUUAUGAUUACUGCUCCUACUAAGGAUCUGGUGGGAAAACUACUCAUUCACUUCAAAUGCUGAGACCCUUGGAGAAGAGUGGCUGAAGACGUAAUAGCAGUCAAACCAAAGUGUUACAUUCGUAGCUCUCCAGAUAGGACUCUCUAGAUAUUUGAGCCUCUGCUUUAUAGGAAAGGAAACGAGAGCCCAAGGAGGAGGAAAUUGCUGCUGUGGAUUAGCUAUGCACAGGUGCCUUCUGCUGUAGAGGACAGGUGUCCUUGAGCUCUGGGAACUACAAGGAAUAUAUUUGAAAAGUAUAUAUUUUUAGGGGACAUUAACCAGUUGUGUGCGUGCCCAUUCUGUUUGUCCUUACUCCAACAGCAGCACGCAUCACCCUUGUAACAACUGGAAUGAACGAAACUGGCUGUUUGGCUAAGGGCUGAGUCUGUUCAUCUGCUGUGAAGACAAACAGUUCUGUGUGCAGGGAAGCCCAGCCCUGAAAGGCUGUGCCCACAGGCAGACACCCCACAAUGCUGGCCUGGUCAGUAGUCACCCUGUUCACGUAACAUACUGAACUGGUGCCACUCUAAAGAAAGGAAUCGUCACGUGGCAUAUCAGCAUCUGUUGGCUCAGUUAUCAGGGCCUGCUCUUCUGAGGGCAGAAGCAAGUCUGUCAAAACCACUUUUUAAUUCUAUAGUAAAGUGUCACAGGAAGCAUAGGGUUGAUGAAUACCUUCUCCCCAUAUUCCAGUUCUUCAGGGAACGGGAAACUGCUCCGUGUCAUAAGGGAUGUAAGGUUUCCAGUGUCUAGUGCUGGGCUGCUGAGUCACACAUGUCCCUUUGUAGGUCCUGCCCGGCUUCGGCUCCCUCCCUGAGAGGGCAGCUCCCUGGGCAUUAGGCAACCUCUUCCUGCGGUCUCUUUAAACACGCAAAUACAUGAGGCUUUUAGAGCAUGGAGGGCUUAAAAAAAAAAAAAACUCUAGAGAGACUGAUUAUAUGGUGAGUCUCAGUGGGUAUUUCACCAUUCUUCAGAGUCAAGUCACAAAGAUGGUAUUUUCCCUACUUAGAAUUUCUUUUUAACACCUACAUAGUGCUCACUACAUGCCGGGCAGUGUUCUAAGCACUUUACAAUAUUAGCUCAUUGAAUCCUCACAAGGUAGAAACUGUUGCUGUCAUUGCCUUAAGGGUGAAGAGGCUGAGGCACAGAAAUAGUCACCCAGAUAACAAGUAGUCCCAUGUCUGCUCUUACCAACUCAGGUGAGGGGGUGUGGCUGAGAGUUAGGGUAACUGGCUAAGCCACACAGUGGCCAGUGGAGCAGGUUGUGAACACAGAUUGUGGAGCCCAAGAGGCCUGUGCUCUAUGUGUUUUACCAUAAUAGGGCAGUCAUUGUUCAGGGAUUCUGGGGCAGAGCUGGGGAAACCUGGUUCCUUCCCUACCUCCCUAACCCCCAGCCCAGUGAUGAUGGUCAGUCAGGCGAAGGAAUAGGCAGGGUGGCCUCUGGGCUUCUGCCCAGAAUGGGGUAUCAUGGUCAGGACUGGGGUUCUUGUUCUGUUGCUUACUAGCCAUGUAACCUUGGACAUGUUACUUGACUUCUCUAAGCCUCAGUUUCUCUUCUGUAAGAUGGGGAUAAUCGGGUCUUCUGCAAAGGGUUCCUGGAGAUGAAACGGUCCAUAAAGUGCUGAACUGAAGUGUCUAUUAGUUAAACACAAAGUUUAAUAAAUGGUAUUACUGCCUCCCUGCCCCCUUAUGGGAAAUGGGCUCAAAGCCACCAGCAAGCCAGACGACGGCUGGUCAGAUGACAUGGACUCUGGGUUCCUAGCUUAUGCACAUUUAAAUCAGGAAACAUUUCUAUUAAAAUUAUUCUGCUUUUUAAAAACUGGUUGUAUGGUCUUUGGAAGAUCCUGGAGUAAGUAAAAUAACCACAAAUACUGUCUCACUAUUGUUCUCUUCUUUAGUCCUGGCCCCGACUUCAGAGGAACUGGAAAGUGUUCUGGAAGUGGUGAAAAUCCCUCAGGGCCAUAAGGGAUGAUGAUGAAAGGUGGGGAUCCCCCCACCCUCUCUGCGUGGCUUCCUAGGGUAUAGGAGCAAGCCAGCCAGGAGCAGGUCCUCAGAUGACCACAAGGCCUGCAGCCUUGAGGUACUAGGAUGAGCUGGAGACUUAGCCUGAAAGUUCCAGGGUUAGGUACCAAAGUGCUUUCGUACAUAUUAACUGACCUGAAUAGUUCCAGUUCCUGCCCUUAGCUUCCCAGAGAGAAGCACAAACAGCCCUUAGAAGCAAGUACAGUUUGCCCCCCAUGAGCUUGAGUCCAGUUUCAUUGCAGACAUUUAUUUUAAUUUUGUUAGUUUCAAAUAUUGACCUUUUGUAUCAGAUUUAAGGCAGAGAAAAUUACAUGUCCCAGGACUGCUACAGCAC